Messenger RNA from Drechmeria coniospora, 189 nucleotides. RefSeq lists its product as uncharacterized. Bases 1 to 189 code for a protein of 62 amino acids. The transcript has 2 exons. Lineage: Eukaryota; Fungi; Ascomycota; Sordariomycetes; Hypocreales; Ophiocordycipitaceae. The record is from RefSeq and is a predicted model, not a curated record.
AUGCAGUUCAACAUGGCUAUUGCUUUCUUCGUCGCUGGCCUUGCCAGCGUCGGUUUGGCCGCCCCCUCCGAGGCCUUCGUCUGCCCCCCCCAGGUGGCCUGCCAGCGACGCGCCGGUUGCACCUUCAGGGUGAAGGAAUGCGUCAUCUGCAAGCCCGAGUGCCGCAUUGGCACCCAGUCAGAGGAGUAA